AUGAAAAAUUUUUAUAUUUUUAUUUUACUUUAUGUUAUCCUUUCGAACUUGAUUCAAUUUUAUGCCUAUAAAUUUUCAUGUAUAGAUGGAAGCAAAAAUGGUCCAUGCUUUAUUUAUGUAAAUCCUUAUGGAAAAACAUUUCAAACAAUAGUUUUACCUACUAUAGCAAAAAGUGAUAAUAAGAUAAGAAUAAAAAUUGUUCAAUAUUUACAGCUUCAAAGAGAAAUUCCUAAAUGUAUAACAAAUCUAAAUCAAUAUAUUAGACAUAAACUUACUCAAUCAAUGAUUCUGGAUGUUUGUUAUGCAUUGAAUAUCUACACAAAAUGUAAACCAAAAACCUUUUUAGUCUUAUCACCAAAAAUUCAUAAAGAAACUGAAACUAUUGUACGCAAUCGUAGUAAUAGCUUUAAUAAUUAUUAUCAUAGAAGACAACAACUAAAAUUACGUCCAGUAUUAAUUAGAUCAAAAUCAUUUGUUUCAUUUUAA
Messenger RNA from Strongyloides ratti, 486 nucleotides. RefSeq lists its product as hypothetical. Bases 1 to 486 code for a protein of 161 amino acids. The record is from RefSeq and is a predicted model, not a curated record. The transcript is spliced from 3 exons. Lineage: Eukaryota; Metazoa; Nematoda; Chromadorea; Rhabditida; Strongyloididae.